UCUUUCCGUACCUCGUGGUGGUGAUCGGCCUGGAGAACGUCUUGGUCCUCACUAAGUCUGUGGUGUCCACGCCCGUCGACCUCGAGGUCAAACUCCGCAUCGCUCAGGGCCUUAGUAAUGAGAGCUGGUCUAUCAUGAAGAACAUGGCCACUGAACUGUGCAUCAUCCUCAUUGGAUAUUUCACUCUAGUUCCAGCUAUCCAGGAGUUCUGUCUGUUUGCUGUCGUCGGGUUGGUGUCUGACUUCUUCUUGCAGAUGUUCUUCUUCACAACAGUACUGUCUAUAGACAUCCGCCGCAUGGAGCUGGCUGACCUGAACCGCCGCCUGCCAGCUGAGGCGGGUCUCCCUCCGCCCAAGCCGGGCCCGCUGCGUACGCGUGAAGUCCCCCCUCCCCCGCGACCCUCCCCUCACACCAUCACCCUGCAGACCCCGGCCUUCAGGAACCUGAGGCUUCCCAAGAGGCUGCGUGUGGUUUACUUCCUGGCCCGCACCCGCCUGGCUCAACGUAUUAUCAUGGCCGGCACGGUGAUCUGGAUCGGCAUCCUCGUCUACACCGACCCAGCCGGGCUGCGCACCUACCUGGCCGCCCAGGUAUCGGAGCAAAGCCCCCUGGGAGACUCCGGAGGAGGCGGCCUGCCCCAUCACUUGGGGGUGCCACCCGUCUUCCGUGGAGGAGAUCCUACCAGCACCCUCAGCGUGCACCCAGCACCAGAUCCAACCCCCUUACCCGAGAACCAAUCGCAGGGCCACCACAGCGCGGCCAGGGCGGCGCCGCUCCCUCAGGCUCCGCCCACCGUGCCUCAGAUCACCUGGGGGUCGGAGGAUGAGGAGGGCUGGAGGAGACUCUCCUUCAGGCACUGGCCGUCGCUCUUCGGCUACUACAACAUCACUUUAGCAAAGAGGUACAUCAGCAUCUUACCCGUCAUUCCCGUCACCGUUCACCUGAGCCCACAGGACGCCAUCGAGACGCGUCACCCUCAGGACACGAGGCACCCGCCGCCACCCAUUCCCAAAGUCUCUGUAGAUCUACAGACGGACCUCACCCUCUACAA
This is a messenger RNA of Scomber scombrus (Atlantic mackerel), 1051 nucleotides long. RefSeq names its product sterol regulatory element-binding protein cleavage-activating protein-like. Gene Ontology annotation, biological process: SREBP signaling pathway. The transcript is spliced from 6 exons. Gene Ontology annotation, molecular function: sterol binding. Gene Ontology annotation, cellular component: endoplasmic reticulum membrane; Golgi membrane. Lineage: Eukaryota; Metazoa; Chordata; Actinopteri; Scombriformes; Scombridae. The annotation marks the transcript as partial. The record is from RefSeq and is a predicted model, not a curated record.